Molecule: messenger RNA, 714 nt
Organism: Lasiodiplodia theobromae
Lineage: Eukaryota; Fungi; Ascomycota; Dothideomycetes; Botryosphaeriales; Botryosphaeriaceae
Product: Pre-mRNA-splicing factor cwc15
Exons: 3
Coding region: 1-714 (237 amino acids)
Biological process (GO): mRNA cis splicing, via spliceosome
Cellular component (GO): catalytic step 2 spliceosome
Molecular function (GO): RNA binding
Source: RefSeq, a predicted model, not a curated record
AUGACUACCGCCCACAGACCCACGUUUGACCCGGCUCGCGGCAAGGAUGCCCUCCGUGGGCCAGCCUACCACCAGCGCCUGCUCCCGGCGCAUAUGACCCUCAAAACCCGCCAACCGGGUCAGGGCGGUGUCGCGGAUGAGCAACGUGAUCUGCGCGCAGAGCUUCUCAAGGCCGAAGCCGCACACUUUGCCAAGAAGAAGGGCGUCCCCGUCCCCAACGACGAUGAUGACGAUGCGCCCACCACGGCGAAGCGGCAACUGGAAGAUGCACCGGCAGAAGAUGGCAUGGAAGAAGACGAGACACCGGAAGCGAAAAGACGUCGACUCAUAUUAGAAGAGGCACGGGACGUAGAUGCGGAUUCAGAUGGCUCUAGCAGCGAAAGCAGCGAUGAGGAGGAAGAUGACGACGACGAGGAAGACGAAACGGCUGAGCUGAUGCGCGAGCUGGAAAAGAUCAAGCGGGAGCGGGCCGAGCAAAAAGCCAGGGAGGAGGCUGAAAAGGCCGAGCAGGAACAGGAGGCCCGCGAAUUCGAAAUCGCCCGUGGCAACCCUCUACUCAAUCCUAAGGACUUCAACGUCAAGCGCCGCUGGGACGACGAUGUGGUCUUCAAGAACCAAGCACGCGGCGUCGAUGAUAAGAAGCCCAAGGAGUUCGUCAACGACCUUCUCCGCUCCGAUUUCCACAAGCGCUUCAUGAGCCGCUAUGUGCGAUAG